Messenger RNA from Andrographis paniculata, 1751 nucleotides. RefSeq lists its product as uncharacterized. Bases 16 to 1473 code for a protein of 485 amino acids. NCBI's taxonomy places the organism in Eukaryota, Viridiplantae, Streptophyta, Magnoliopsida, Lamiales, Acanthaceae. The record is from RefSeq and is a predicted model, not a curated record. The transcript is spliced from 4 exons.
UGAGGGUUUGAGGAUAUGCAGAAUCAUUUAAAAGGGCAGUGGACGACAGGGAGGAAUCUUUUCGUCUUCGACCCGCGGAAGGCAACGAGAGGUUGCCCCUUUAGGGUUAUACUAUUAAUCAAUUAUUGCAGUGAUUCUGAUUCGGAGUGGCUACUGGAGGAUCUGAAAGCGGUGAUGGAGGCGGAGGUGACUGAGAUUUUACUGGCGAAGACCAAAUCAAGUUCUGCCGCAAGUUCGGGGGAUGAAAUCGCGAUGAAAAGCUACAGUUCAGGUUUGAAAUGGAUUUUUCUGGACUAUUCUAGUCUGUGGAGAGCUGGACUUUCAUGGUCAAUUUUCUUCCUCCUGAACAUCGGUGUUCCGCUCGUGUCGCACUUUGUGUAUUCCUGCUCUGAUUGCGAUUCUGAUCACCAGAGGCCUUUUGACGCGAUUGUUCAGCUGUCGCUGUCGUUGUUCGCAACGCUUUCGUUUGUUAGUCUCUCGUCGUUUGCGCGUAAAUAUGGCCUGCGUAAAUUCCUUUUUCUCGAUAAAUUGUGUGAUGAGAGUGAGAUGGUUCGGCAGGGGUACACUCUGCAGCUUCAUAGAUCAAUGAAGCUCCUAUCUGCAUUUAUCCUCCCCUGUUUCAUCGCGGACAGUGCAUACAAGAUAUGGUGGUUCAGCUCAGGAGGAAACCAAAUUCCAUACCUAUACAACAUGCUUCUCAGCAAAGUUAUUGUUUGCAUUCUAUUGAUGUGCUCCUGGCUAUAUCGAAUCUCAAUCAGCUUCCUAGUCUGCGUCCUCUUCCGGCUUACAUGUUAUCUGCAAAUUCUGAGAUUGGAGGACUUUGCUCAGGUCUUUGAGAAAGAAUCGGAUGUUGCUUCGAUCCUUAUAGAACAUCUCAGGAUCAGAAGAAAUCUCAGGAUCAUAAGCCACCGUUUUAGGCUCUUCAUCUUGUCUACUUUGAUCCUAGUAACAAUAAGCCAAUUUGUUUCGUUACUUGUCAUCACUGAACCAAGCUCCAACACAAACCUCGCCACGUCUGGGGAGCUUGCGCUGUGCUCCAUGACUCUGGUGACCGGACUUUUCAUCUGCUUGCGAAGUGCGGCAAAGAUAACUCACAAGGCGCAAUCCGUAACAUCACUGGCAUCAAAAUGGCACGCCUGCGCCACAAUCAACUCAUUCGACGAAUUAGAUGAAGAAACUCCAACAUCUCAGAUAACUUCAUCUCACAGAGCAUAUUCUGUCCCCUCGCAUUGGGAUUCCGACAAUGAAGAAGGAGAUGGAGACGAUGCAUUGGACAACACGAACCUGGUGCCUAUUUAUGCCAACACUGUAUCCUACCAGAAGAGGCAAGCCCUUGUGACAUAUUUUGAGAACAACAAAGCAGGGAUCACGGUGUUCGGAUUCAUGCUGGACCGGACAUGGCUGCAUACCAUAUUCGCCAUUCAGCUUUCCCUCACACUUUGGAUAUUCAACAAGACAAUUGGUAUUUCUUGAUCUCUGAUCUCUGAUCUACUCUCUCUGCAUUUCAGUUAUGGAGUCUUCUUUAUUCACCAGCCAAAAGUUUUGAGUUUCACAGUCUGCUCUGUGUACAAAUAUAUAUAUAUGUAGUAAGUGUGUUAGAUGCUCUUUUGAUAUUUACUCGCAAAUAUGCACAUAUAUAGAGAGAGAGAGAGAGAGACAAAGGUGUGUAUAUACUAUAUAGUGUGUAAUAUUUACUUUUUUUUUUUUUUAAUUUAUAAGUGUGAAUUUGCAGCCAGUUACUUUUGAAUUUA